Messenger RNA from Oncorhynchus kisutch (coho salmon), 3611 nucleotides. Its product is annotated as GAS2-like protein 3. Gene Ontology annotation, cellular component: actin filament. NCBI's taxonomy places the organism in Eukaryota, Metazoa, Chordata, Actinopteri, Salmoniformes, Salmonidae. The record is from RefSeq and is a predicted model, not a curated record. Bases 272 to 2287 code for a protein of 671 amino acids. The transcript is spliced from 9 exons. Gene Ontology annotation, biological process: actin crosslink formation. Gene Ontology annotation, molecular function: cytoskeletal adaptor activity; actin filament binding; microtubule binding.
CUCCUCCCUCCAUUCUCUCCUCCCUCUGUCAUUCUCUCUCUGGCUGUCGACAUUACACACUCUGAAGUCUGGAACCAGCCAGUAGGAGCCUGCAUGUUCUGUGCUGCGCUUUCUGCUUUCCGGUCAGAAGCAGGGUGGAGACGGGUUUUUCCGACUUUCUGGGGGUUCUACGCAGCUAUUUUCGUACAUGACUACUGUCUUCCUCCUGUCCUAAGGAUGAAAAGGUGAAUCUCCUCUGAUUGCAGUGAUGGCAGUGUAGGCUGGCAUACAGAUGUGGUUCGGGGAGAAGUUUGACACGCCCCUGCAGAGUCCACGCAGCCCAUUGACGCUGCGCCAUGGGCCGGGCUUAGCCGAUGUCUUCCAGUAUGACCAGUGGCUGGCCGUGCGCCACGAAGCCACACUGGUACCCAUGCAGGAGGACCUGGCCAUCUGGCUCACCGGGAUGCUGGGAGAGGAGGUGAGAGCGGAGAACUUCAUGGCGGAGCUGAACAACGGUGUGAAGCUGUGUCGGCUAAUUGGAGCUCUGCAGAGCAGGAUCUCUCAGAGCAGGGCCUCGGAUAUGGGCAAGUUGUUUCCCAUGAAGAAGGUGGCAUGUAAGUGCAAUGCCUCUCCAGGGUCCUUUUUCGCCCGCGACAACACUGCCAACUUCCUGGGCUGGUGUCGCCACAUAGGCGUGGAGGAGACGUACCUGUUUGAAUCGGAGGGCCUAGUUCUGCACAAGGAUCCCAGGCAGGUGUGUCUGUGUCUGCUAGAGAUCGGCCGCAUCGUCUCCAAGUAUGGGGUGGAGCCUCCGGUGCUGGUCAAACUGGAGAAGGAGAUUGAGCUGGAGGAGACCCUUCUGAAGACGACAGAGCCUGCUACUGCAGUCAAAACCUUCACUGUGUGCUGCCAGCAUGGGGGCCUCUACCAGCCUGGGGAGCAACAUCUGACGGACGAGCCUCCGUGUAACUGCUCCCAGAGAGUAUCUAUUGAAUACCUGUCAGAGGGCCGUUACAGACUGGGAGACAAGACCCUCUUCAUCCGGAUGCUGCAUGGGAAGCAUGUGAUGGUGCGUGUGGGGGGUGGCUGGGACACCCUAAGGGGUUUCCUGCUCAAGUACGACCCUGGCCGGGUGCUCCAGUUCACCACUCUGGAGCAGAAGAUCCUGGCAUACCAGAAGGGUCCACUGGUCCACGGCUCUGCAGCAGCAGCCCCUCCACCUGACAUGGACCCUCUCGCUGCAGUCAACCUCAUCCCCUCGUCUUCCUCCUCGUCUUCCUCUGGUUCGGCCUCCAAAGCCACCUGCACCCCCGUCUCGACCCCUACUCUGCCCAGGAAAGCAGCCGCAGCACCCAAAAAGAUCCUGCAGAUGCCCCUUCCCUCCCCCAAGAAGCCCACCCAGAAACCCUUGCCAAUCCCCAAGAAGUUGGCUGCUGUGUCGCCCACCCUGUCUUCGCAGCAGGGCCCAAGUCCUUCCAUUCACAGUGGCAAGAACCAGCAGACGGCACCACUGCUCCAUUCCUCUUCUUCCCCAGCUGUGGCUCCUUCUGCCCCCAAGCUGAAGCUCAGGCCGUCCCCUCGCGGCGCCCUCUCCCAGCCUCGUAGCCCUGUGUGCCCCGAGCCCUCCUGUAAAUUUCCUAAACCCUCCUCCACUCCAUCCACCCACACCUCCAUCACAGUGCCACGCCCCGCCACAGCCCCAUCAAGGGUCCCCUUUCAGAAAGAGGGCCGACCCCCAACCGGCGCCACUCAACGCCGCCUGUCUCAGAGGCGGCCCGCCUCCCCGGCCUCGCGCCUUCGUCCGGAUGCUGCCAGACGGGUCCGUCCAACCCCCCGUGUGACUGUGCAAACACCCAGGCCGGCAACGGCCCAACCCACCAGGACACUAACCCCUACCCCCAGGACUGCCACAACAGCCCUGCCCAAAUCCACCAUCUCGCUCCCCAAGAGCAAAGACACCACAGACAAAAGCCAGGCCCAAACCAGGGCCGUCCCCAAAGUGGUUGUGCCUCUACGUGGCGGCACCACUGGGCGGUUACAUGGGGUCCCUAGUGGCUCUACCGCUGUUGGCAAGACCAACCAGAGAACGGUACCAACUGCCCAGAGGGCAGUACGGAGGCAAGCGCCCUCUGCCAUCACCCCCUCUCUCAAACCGCUGCCCACCAAAACGGCCCCCCAAAAUACCAGCCCCAACAUCAAAGCCCUCCCUUCCCAAAAGAACACUGCUCUCACGAAGAAGACCCAACUCAAGAACAAAAGCGAGGACCCUUAUUUUGAAAUGAACGGCAGAAGGCAUCAGAAGACGUGAGACGUAGUUGGGGGACAUAGUAAUGUGAUGGGGAAGGACUGUACUGUCCUACUGAACAUUAGUGCUUCCAUCACGGUAUUUGUCUGAAUAAGUCCCCAACCAGGAUUUAGCAGAACACCAAUGUCCACACAAAUGUAUACCCAACCAGGUAUAGAUGCAGCAACUGUCAACACACAAGCUAGUGUUUAACUUUCAAAACGCCAUUUGCACCGCUCCCAUUUUUACAUUUGUUUCUCAGUUGGUCAGAUUUUUUUUAAUGUUACUUACUUUGUCUCAUUUAAUUGUCCUGUUGUCAAAAGUUCAUGCUUCAAUAGCAUUUGACAAUUUUUUAUGCUGUCUUUGAAUGGGUUGAGAAGUGAAUGAUACUGAUUUUAUCUGAGGUCUUUUGUUUUCUUAUCCUUUUUCUAUCAUUUUGAGUGUUUUUGAAAGCUUUCUAACAUCUAUUCGUAUGUCUUGAGGUUCUCUACAGAGGGCUCCAUCUUUGUCCAUCUGAUCUGAUACAUAUUUUUCUCUGCAUAUAAAAGUUAUACUUUUUAAACAUUGGCAUUUUCUUUUCAGAAAGGGUCAUUUCUGUGCAAAGCAGAGCUAACUAAGGCAGCACACUUUGAAAAUGUUAAUUAUUCAUUACAAAGCAGGUUAUUGUAACCACAUUUUUGACAGGAAAUAUAACUGGACUGUAUGUUUGUCCUCGGUGUGGAUAAGCUUUUCAUUGAUGGAGGUUUGAUUGAAUAUAUACAUUUGUUUUACUUUGUCACAGACUGGAUGAUGAUGAUGGGGUGUUUUCCAUUUUAGAGGUCAAAUUAAGCACUGUUGGAAUGUUUCUCGUGUGCCUUUAGAAAUGACUGUUGCUGAGUGGUGUUAGAAUGUACUAGAAACUAGGGUUUUAAUAUUUUUUUUACAAAUGAAAAUUGCACAAAAUACAAGCGCUCGGGCCGAGUUUUUUUUACAUUUUAUUUUGUAUUUUUUUAUUACAUGGUCAAAUGAAUUACUACUGAUAAUAUGCCUGUUACACGCCCUUUGAACUCGUAGAGUCGAUGGCAACUAAGGGACAAGCAAAGCCAUUAAUCAUUUUCCAGAGGCGGAAGUUAUCGUGAGGUAGAUUUUAAUUUGUUUUGUCAUCUGAGUCUUUUCAUUGAUCAUAUUUUUACUUUUCUAUGUGGUUUUCAUGUCUAAGUUACUUUGUCUGUUUUCUUGGUCAGCACUUUAUGAAAACCUCUUGGUGCGUUUGUCACUUUGGAUGUUGAUUCUGUUGAUUUGUGUUGUCUGAUCUACCUUUGUUACAUUGUCCAAUAAAAGGCCAUACGUUGGCAGACUUCCUGCAAAA